Molecule: messenger RNA, 1349 nt
Organism: Sinocyclocheilus rhinocerous
Lineage: Eukaryota; Metazoa; Chordata; Actinopteri; Cypriniformes; Cyprinidae
Gene: rabgap1l2
Product: RAB GTPase activating protein 1-like 2
Exons: 8
Coding region: 103-1065 (320 amino acids)
Source: RefSeq, a predicted model, not a curated record
AGAUAUAGACUGCUGCCUGUCAAACCUGUUGUCAUUUCUUCAGACAAGUUUAGCUGCCUACUUUGUAUUUAGAGAUCGCUUGCGUUCUACUCACCUGCCAAAAUGAUGGAAGAAGUGUCUAUUGCUGUGGCCUAUGAUGCCCAUAUUAUUGACCAGAUGUCAGAGGAGGAGAUCCUGGCUAGUCUAGUAGUGGAGACUCUACCAAAACAAGUGGUGCCCUCUAAAAAGCCAAAAUUAAGGGAUAACCAAGUGCAGCCAGAAGACCCACUUGACAGGUACGAGAGAGAAAACCGUAAGCUUCAUGAGACCAGUUUGCGCCUGGAGCAGGAGAAUGAUGACCUUGCGCAAAAACUUGUCACCAGCAAGAUUGCACUGAGGAAUGCUUUAGAUCAGACUGAGGACCAGGUGGAUGAAUUAACCAAGGAGCUUUUGAAAACCAAACAGCUUCUGAUGGUUACAGAGGAGGAGAAAAGGGGAAAGGAGGAGGAGGCUUCACAGCUAAAAGGGAUGUUUAGGAGAGAGCUGGACAAAGCAGAAGCAGAUAUUAAGAGAUCAAACAAUAUCAUUACAGACUACAAGCAGAUUUGCUCUCAACUGAAUGCUAAACUUGAAAACCAGAAAGCUCAAGCUGACAAAGAGCUGGCAGUUUUCAAGAGCAAGAUGUUGGAGUGUGAGCGCUGCCGACACAUCUUUAGUACGGAUGGAUCGAUUCAGCUGUGCUCUGAGGAUGAAGAUACCUGUGCUCAGGAUGAAGUGAAGGCAUCUCUCAGAGAACAGGUCCAAGAAUUAGAGAGAGAGCUGGCCCAGACCAAGCUACAAAUGGUGGAGUCCAAAUGCAAGAUACAGGAGCUGGAGCACCAAAAUGCACCACUGACGACUGAACUUCAGGCUGCUAAAAACACAUGGCUGAGAAAAACUUUGGGCUCUUUCAGGACAGCUGCCAGCAGCCAUCAGAACUCCUCUCAAACAGAUCCUGCCUGGAGCCCCACUCAUAACCCCCACUCCAGCUGGGUCACCAGAAGGCUCUCCUGGGCCCAUCGAGAAGGGAGAGCAGCCAAAGUAUGAAAAGGUUAAGCAUACUGGUGGAGAAGAAAAGUAUUUAAUAAGAGCACUCCUGAAAUGAGUCUCACAAAUGAUGAGAAGGCUUUUCCCUCAAACCAGAGGACAUUAUAGAUCCGUAUGGUUGUAAACGUUGGGAAUGACAGGAUUCUCAAAAGAUGGGUGACAGAGGGAAGCAAUAUCUGUCCCUCCAGAGAUGAGUGCAACAGAUCAGUUGCUUUUAAGGCAAUAUAUCUCACAUGAAGACUAUAUGAAGUUUUUGUAUUGCUGCGAGUUUAAGCAUAAUGUUU